AGGUCGGGACGCAGCAGCUGUUCUGGGCCCUGGCUUCGGCGAAGGCCGCGUCCCUGCGCACCAAGCGGCAGAAGCUGGACCAGGAGGCCGAGGGCCUCGCGAAGGAGCACGACCAGCUGAAGGCGCAGCUUGCCGCCCUGAAGGCCGAAGGCUCCGUGCCCAGCCCGCGGGAGCUGGCCGAGCUCCGCGCGCGGGCCGCCGCGGAGCGGCAGCGGCGGGACGCGCUGCGGAAGCAGAUCGAGGCCUUCGAGCGCCUGGGGCCAGGGAAGCUGGGAGAGAUCAGGACGCAGACCGCCGUCGCGAAGGAGGCCGCCAACCGCUGGGCGGACAACAUCUGCGCCGUGCGCUCCAUGUUCCUGCGGGAGCGGCGCGGCGAGGUCUCGUCCCACCAGUUCAACACGAUGUUCAACUUGCCUGACGACUUCGACUAUCUUGAGUGAUCGGGCGUAUCGGCCCCGCACAGGUGCAGCCACAGGUUGCGGCUCGUCUCUCUCCGUCCCGCGCCUUUCAUGAUUUGCCUCUGAGGCAGGUGGCACCUCACUCCAUGCUCUACGCAGUGGCCGAGGCAUGCCAUGGCGGGUGCUGAGAUCUCUGCUUGCAUGUGGCUGUCGGGUCGCCCGCAGCUCUGAGGCGAGGAUCGUUUUAGCACGAUGCCUCUAGGUGUGGGCAGCGCUGUCGGGAUUGCGGUGCCCAUCGAAUUCGCACAUCCAAAAUGGGCC
Prorocentrum cordatum is the source of this 719-nucleotide messenger RNA. Lineage: Eukaryota; Dinophyceae; Prorocentrales; Prorocentraceae. The record is from the annotation of a GenBank genome assembly.